Messenger RNA from Klebsormidium nitens, 1614 nucleotides. NCBI's taxonomy places the organism in Eukaryota, Viridiplantae, Streptophyta, Klebsormidiophyceae, Klebsormidiales, Klebsormidiaceae. The record is from the annotation of a GenBank genome assembly.
CUCGUUGCGACCUGAGUUGUGACACUGUUCAGUUUCCAAAUUCCCUCCCAGGGCCAUUGCCAAUUCGUCAGAGGGGGAAGGACAGAGCGUGGCGCACAGAAGAGUGUAUCACUGUGAGGUGUUGACGAAUAUGCAAACCGCACAUGAGGUGUUUCAUGGCGGCUCCAGUAGGGAGUUAUUUGGUGCUAGAGCCUCUUGAGCUAAGGAUGAUUGCUUGGAAGUCAACUUAAAAACGAAUGUCCCAUCAUUCUGUUAUAUUGUGCAAUCCAGGGGGCGCCGGUCCCUUUUCUUUGCGAGGCGAUCCCUCAUGUUCAGUCUGGCUCCUGGGAUUGGAGGUUCUGGACUCACCACUCUGCUGACGUAAGCAUGGUGGGAAUCGAGGAACCUGCGGAAGAGUCCAAGCCGGUUAGGCUGGGCUCGCUGGCAAAGCCCGAGCCAGGUGUGAAAAGGCUUGGCAAGUUGACAAAAGUUGGUGAUCUCAUCAAACCGGUGGUCAAGCAGGAGGCGCUACCUGAUGGGGGGGUGCCGGCGUUGGGCGUCACCCGCGGGGGAGUCAAGAAGACAAAGUUUGAACCGAAAAUCCCGCAGAGGCGUGCAAAGAAGGCCCCUGAGGCGACAGCCGCAGACAGUGCAGCUGCAGCGGAGGAAGAGUGGACGCCACAGGGGAGCGACAACCCAAACCUGCACCAGCGACGCCCGGGGGCGUUCCAGACCAAAGGUCAAGCUCCCGCCGCUCGAGUCGCCUUUGGCGCGGGCGCAAUCAGCUCCAUUCGUUUGUCCGGGGGGGAUGGCCGGGGCAGCGCUGGAGGGGGUGGUUCCAAGGGCGCUGGAAGUGGCCGAAACGCCAAGUCGCAGGGCAUGGAAAUAAUGAUGGAGGAAGAUAAGGAGAAGGUCAAGAAGGCCAAGCACAGGCCGAGACUGGACCUGACGUCAUAUUACCCCGUCACUCUCCCCACCGGCCCUGCUCCCGACACCGAGGCUUUCGAGCGGAUGGACAUCGACGGGGAGGCCGAACCGGGCGCCGAUGACGCUGAAAACGAGGCAAUCUUGUCCCUGGGUGACGAAGACCGGAUCCCCGCCGCCCGAGAACUAGACUUGGCCAAUCCCGGGGACGAAGAGAAACUGCUUUUCUUUCAACUCCCGGCUCACUUACCCGUGCAAAGCGCGCUCGGUGCAAAAGCGGGUAGUACGGACGAUCCAAGCGCGAGCAACCCGGACGAUGGAAAGGGGGGCGGGUUAGCCGGCCUGCCAGAGGGGUAUAUGGGCAAGUUAGUAGUGUACAAGAGCGGGAAGGUUAAGCUUAAACUGGGCGACGUUUUGUUAGACGCGGUCCCUGGGGCGAAGUGCAAGUUUUACCAGGAGGUGGCGGCAGUUGAUGUGGGAAGGAAAGAGUGUCAUGUGCUGGGCAGUGUGCAGCAGAGGGUUGUUUUGACACCAGAUAUUGAUCACCUACUUUCUGGCAUUGGUUAAACGCACUGAGGACUCUUUUAUAAGCUUUUGAUGCGAGAUCAAUCAAGUGCCCUUAGAAGUUAUUUGCCAACGAGAAGUUUGCAAGGCUUUCGGUUUGCUUGACCGUACAGGCUUUGAGGUUCAAUUGCUGCAACUCACCGACAU